Symbiodinium pilosum is the source of this 156-nucleotide messenger RNA. The record is from the annotation of a GenBank genome assembly. NCBI's taxonomy places the organism in Eukaryota, Dinophyceae, Suessiales, Symbiodiniaceae.
GACAGGGUGAGACAUACCGCUCGUGGUUAAGCAACGUCAUGGAUUUGGCUGCUCUUCGCUUGAUGGCAGAGAAGGAGAGCGUGAUCUAUGAAGAGUCACUGGCCAACCUGGUGGAGAAGCACUUCGGCGAAGUCCUGGCAGAGAUCAACUGCGAUA